Messenger RNA from Pistacia vera, 585 nucleotides. Its product is annotated as protein disulfide isomerase-like 1-5. The record is from RefSeq and is a predicted model, not a curated record. Gene Ontology annotation, biological process: protein folding; response to endoplasmic reticulum stress. Gene Ontology annotation, molecular function: protein disulfide isomerase activity. NCBI's taxonomy places the organism in Eukaryota, Viridiplantae, Streptophyta, Magnoliopsida, Sapindales, Anacardiaceae. Gene Ontology annotation, cellular component: endoplasmic reticulum. The transcript is spliced from 2 exons. The annotation marks the transcript as partial.
AUGUUUCCCACAAAGGCCACUUCAAGAUUCAUUUUUUUCACUUUCACCCUUCUGUUACUUCUCUCUUUCUUCACCACCACCCUCAUCAACGCCUCUGAUCUUGACACUGAAAAUGAUGAUGAGGUGGAUAAAGAUUUGGAAGAACUUAUAGCAUUAGAUGAACAAGAAGAGGAUGAUUCUCAAGUGGUUGAUGCAGCUGCAAAAUUCUCUGAGGCAGAGUUGUUAUCGAAGGCUCAAAUGAUUGUUCUUGAGUUGAAUUCUGAUAAUGCGAAGAGGGUUGCCGAGGGGAAUGAGUUUGUGUUGCUUCUUGGAUAUGCACCUUGGUGUGCAAGAAGUGCCGAGCUUAUGCCUCAGUUUGCCGAGGCAGCAACUUCACUUAAGGAGUUAAAAAGUCCUCUUUUGAUGGCUAAAAUUGAUGCUGAAAGAUAUUCCAAGGCAGCUUCUGCACUUGGGAUCAAGGGAUUCCCUACUUUGUUACUUUUUGUCAAUGGCACCUCUCAAGCUUACACUGGUGGAUUUUCAGCGGCGGAGAUUGUGAUCUGGGCAAGGAAGAAAACUGGUGUACCUGUUAUUAGAAUAAACACU